AACCACUCAUACCAAACAAUCUAAGGGUGUAUAAAUACACUAUAACCAACAUUCAAUAAAACAACUCCCUAAAUUUCCUCUGUUUUUUUUCUUCUUCUUAGCAAUGGCAUCCAAUGUAAGAUGCUUUUUCUUGCUCUUAGCCCUAGCCUUAGCCUUUUGUCUCCAAACUCAUGCUAGAGAUAGCAAGUUCUUUAGCAAAGUAAGCAAAGAAAACAAGGAAUCCAUUAGUAUUGCUCCUAUACAAUCACCAACACUAGCUCCUUCUCCGUCGCCCGAACCCGAUGUUGUCGAACAUGGGUACGGGCUUUACGGUCAGGAGACUUACCAAUACCCUCCUACAACCACAAACCCUACAAAAAGUGAAAAUUUUGGUCAAGAGAAGUUUGUUUCUAGUGAAGAGUUGAGCAAGAACAACUUCAAGGAAUUUGGAAUGGGUUAUUCCAAUGACAACUUUAAUGAGAAUGGGAAUGAGAAGAAAGGAAUGAGUGAUACUAGAUUUUUGGAAAAUGGGAAGUAUUAUUAUGAUGUUAAUCAAGAUGUUAAGGAUGAAAGUAGCUUAUUCAAUGGGAAUAAGAAUGAGUAUGUGACUGAAAGGCAAGGAAUGAGUGAUACUAGAUUUUUGGAGAAUGGGAAGUAUUUUCAUGAUAUUAAUCAAGAAAGUAGAAUUAAUGAGGGUAGAAAUGCUCAUUUCAUCACUAACAACUAUGAAAAUGAGAAUGAGAAUGAGAAUGAGAACGAGAAUGAGAACGAGGAGUUUGAGGAAAAAUUUGGUCAUUUCAACACGAACAACUUCAAGGAUGAAAAUCACAACAAAAACGAGAAAUUUAACAACGCGGAGAAACAAGGGAUGAGCGACACGAGGUUUUUGGAGAAUGGGAAGUACUUCUAUGAUGCCAAGAAUGAUCAUGGAGUUGGAGAUGAUGUUGGUUUUCACAACAACAAUAAUGUUGAGUUUGCCAAUACUUUCUCUAGGAAUGGGAAUGAGUAUGAGAACGGUAACAAUGAGUAUGAAACACAAGGAAGAGAGGGUUAUAAUUAUUAUCAUGGUAAUGAUGAGUAUAAUGUGAAAGAAGGAAGAGAAGGUUAUAAACCCAAGAAGUUUCCUAGUGAGUAUGAUACAAUGGAAGAAUAUGAUAGGGAACAAGGGUACAUUAAUGGUCAUGAAGGUGAAUAUGUACCAUGAUUAAAAUUUAGUAGAGUUAUGUCUAAGAAAAAAUGAUUUUAGUUUGAGAAGAUCAAAAGGGUUUAUAGUUUUUUGUUAUACUUUUGUUUUUUAAGUUAUCAAGAUGUAUGAGUCUUGUUUGGCAAUUUUAGCUUUUAGUUAUUUGUGUAAGCUAAAAUUAGCCAAAAUUAUGUACUCCGUAUUUUUCUUAUGUUGGAAAUGCAACUUUGAAAUUUAACAUCAAAAACGAUUCUCACGGAUUAUAAAAGCAACAA
Messenger RNA from Chenopodium quinoa (quinoa), 1437 nucleotides. Its product is annotated as protein E6-like. The record is from RefSeq and is a predicted model, not a curated record. Bases 104 to 1183 code for a protein of 359 amino acids. The transcript has a single exon. NCBI's taxonomy places the organism in Eukaryota, Viridiplantae, Streptophyta, Magnoliopsida, Caryophyllales, Amaranthaceae.